This is a messenger RNA of Penicillium roqueforti, 972 nucleotides long. RefSeq lists its product as uncharacterized. Bases 1 to 972 code for a protein of 323 amino acids. Lineage: Eukaryota; Fungi; Ascomycota; Eurotiomycetes; Eurotiales; Aspergillaceae. The transcript has 6 exons. The record is from RefSeq and is a predicted model, not a curated record.
AUGAUCUCACUACCACUUCUUUGCGACCAACCCUUCUGGGCAACGACCAUCUACAACGCAGGACUCGGUCCAUCUCCACUUCGCGAGCAAGCGCUCAGCAGCGAAGUCUUUUUCGAGGCGUUCCAGUAUUGCCUACGACCAGAGGUAAAACGAGUUGCUUCAAGGUUAGGCCAGAAGAUCCAGGGAGAGAACGGCACUGCAAACGCCGUCCAAUCAUUCUAUCGCCAAUUAAAAUGGGAGAAGGUUCAAUGCAGUGAUGCUGACACAGAGCCUGUGAUCCAUCGCAUGCAAUUACAACCAUCGUUUAGCAGCAAGGUCGAGGCUGAUGUGGUCGUCAUUUCGACAAGAGGAGGCGGCUCCACGGCAGAAUUGGAUGAGUACCCAGCACACACAAGACGCGAUAAAACCCCCGAGCUCGUCGAAGAAAAAGUCAAGACUACGUUCCUUGUCGACGCAAAGGGCGUAUCCAUAAGUCUGAUCAAAGCCAUCAUCAAACCUACUGUCUCGCAUAUCGCAGAUGCGCACAGGAAACGCGAGACUGAGAAUGACGCACCCGUGCCGAUGGGCCAGAAAGUCGCGCAACCUAAAACGCGAACCGAGACGGCGAUGAAAGUCGCGAGAACUGUGGGCUUUGGGUCUGCGGUUACUUGUGGAAAGAUUGCGAUGCUGCCAUUCAAGACUGUAUGGUACAUGAGCGAAACGGCAUCGUACGGAGUUCGAGCUCUACAAGGGCUGGAUCGCAAUGAAGACAAAAAGCGCAGUCAAGACGUGGAAGAAGUGUCUGAUGCCAACAAUUCUCGGGGUUUAGAUGAAGCAAUCAACAGAUCGUCUUAUGACAGGGACGAUGCUUAUACACGUGCAAUCACAGCUUCGGGUAUGACUCGGAGUACAACUCAACCUCGCGAUGGCGAUAGGGUAUCAUUUGGAUCUUCCCGCUCUCAUUCGCCCGCACCUAGUGGCAAUCGGGAAUAG